Messenger RNA from Aspergillus calidoustus, 1902 nucleotides. Lineage: Eukaryota; Fungi; Ascomycota; Eurotiomycetes; Eurotiales; Aspergillaceae. The record is from the annotation of a GenBank genome assembly.
AUGCAGCCCAGCCUGCUGGACCGAAUCAGCAGCGUCACAGGCAACAGAAGCAAGCGCCAUGCCAAGUUUCGCCUUGGGCGUCUUCAGCAGCCGCCCACCGAGUCAACCACUAGGCUUGCGAUCUCGGACGGCGCCCAAGCCAUUGAUGAGACGAAAUCGCCCAGGCAGUCCGAGCCAGGUGCUACUCAAUGCAAAAGCGAAGGGUCCGGUGACGACAUCGCAGACGGUCCCCAGCCAAUGCCAGCACCGAACGAGGGAGACACGCCCACACUGGACGAGCUCCAACAGGGUCCGAACCCAAGGGGCUCUGGCAUCGUAUCGGGCUGGAAGCUCGCUGCUGUUCUGACAGCACUAUCGCUGGCGGUGUUUUGCAUGGCCCUAGACAGCACAGUGCUAUCGACCGCAAUCCCCAAAAUCACUGCUGAAUUCAACUCGCUACACGACAUGGGUUGGUACGUGAGUGCAUACAACCUGACGAUAUCCAGCUUCAGCCUCAUCUAUGGCAAGCUCUACAGCUUGUACCGGGUGAAAUGGGUAUACCUGUCAACACUGUUCCUGUUUGAAGCCGGCUCACUGGUCUGCGGCGCCGCACCCAGCUCCCUCGCCCUCAUCAUCGGCCGCGCCAUUGCCGGCGUCGGUGGCGCAGGUGUAUUCCUGGGCUCGAUGAUUAUUGUCCACGAGAUCAUGCCGCUCCAUCACGUGCCACUGUUUCUUUCCCUUAUUAGCGGCCUCUACGGUAUUGCCAGCGUCGUGGGUCCGCUUCUCGGCGGCGUAUUUACCGACUACGUCAGCUGGCGCUGGUGCUUCUACAUCAAUCUGCCCAUCGGAGGGGUGACGGCGUUGAUCAUCGUUCUGUUCGUCAGGCCGCGGGCCCGAGAUCAGGCCACGGUGAAGAAAACCGUCUGGGCCCAGUUCCUUGAGCUUGAUCCCCUUGGGAUGGUGCUCAUCCUCCCCGCCGUCAUGUGUAUAUUGCUUGUGCUUCAAUGGGGUGGAGCAAAAUACGCCUGGAGUAAUUGGCGCAUCAUCGUGCUCUUGGUCAUGGGGGGUUCUCUGGCGUUGACCUUUACUGUCGUGCAACUGUGGCAGGGCGACAGGGCGACCAUUCCACCACGGAUAGUCCGGAAUCGCACUGUCUGGGGUGCAAUCGUCUUUGCGGUUUGCCUUUACGGGUCCUUCACUGUCUUUACGUACUAUCUCCCCAUUUGGUUCCAGGCAAUCAAAUCUGCCUCGGCAACGCGCUCAGGUAUAAUGAACCUUCCCAUGAUCCUCGGGGUGGUGGUGUGUUCGAUGCUGUCCGGCUGGGCCGUCAGCCGCGUUGGCUACUACGUGCCGUUCAUGUACAUGGCACCGGUGGUCGGCUCUAUUGGCGCGGGACUGCUCACGACACUGCACGUCUCUUCCGGCCCCGCGGCCUGGAUCACGUACCAGCUGGUGUUGGGAGUCGGCACCGGAGCCGGCAUGGCGCUCCCCCUCGUCGCUGUGCAGACUGCUCUCGCCGCCGACGACGUGUCGACGGGCUCCGCCAUCAUCACGUUUACGCAGACGCUCGCGGGCGCGUUGUUCAACUUUGUGGCCCAAAGUGUGUUUCAGAGUCGGCUGGUUCACAAUCUGAAUGCGGCGCUUCCGGGCGUGGAUACGGCGAGGGUGGCUGAUGCGUCGCCGAUGGAGAUACGCAGUGCAAUCGAGCCAGAGUAUCUCCCUCAGGCCCUGGACGCGUACAGUGUAAGUAUUACACAGGUGUUCUAUGCCGGAGCUGCGCUGUGCGCCCUAGCAGUGUUUGGGGUGCUGCCGAUGAAGUGGCUGUCCGUCAAGGGAUCGAGAAUCCAGCCAGUGGCGCAUGCUUGACGAAGCUAAUUCGGUGGCUUUUUCGUUUUGCGCAUUGAUUUUGUUGUCUCCUAUAGC